Amaranthus tricolor (Joseph's coat) is the source of this 1963-nucleotide messenger RNA. Its product is annotated as probable cinnamyl alcohol dehydrogenase 9. The record is from RefSeq and is a predicted model, not a curated record. The coding region runs from base 201 to 1292 and encodes 363 amino acids. The transcript has 5 exons. Gene Ontology annotation, molecular function: zinc ion binding; cinnamyl-alcohol dehydrogenase activity. Gene Ontology annotation, biological process: lignin biosynthetic process. NCBI's taxonomy places the organism in Eukaryota, Viridiplantae, Streptophyta, Magnoliopsida, Caryophyllales, Amaranthaceae.
AAUAAGCUUGAAGAUUUAAUUAAAUGCAACAUUUCUAUUUUCAUAACCUUUUCACUACUUUUUAAAAUUCUAAUGAUUUUCUAGGUGUGUUUUGCCAAGUGUGUAGAAAGAAACUACCACCCUCUCAUACAUAUUUUUUCAACACUUCAAACAAAACAUCAACAAAAAAAAAAAAAAGAAGAAUUUGAAGGACAAAAUUGAUGGCAAAAUCAGCAGAAGAAGAGCAUCCUCGAAAGGCAUUUGGUUUUGCUGCAACAGAUUCUUCUGGCUUUCUAUCUCCUUUUCAUUUUUCUAGGAGGGAAAAUGGUCCUGAAGAUGUCACAAUUCAAAUCCAAUUCUGUGGAGUUUGUCAUUCUGACUUGCACACUCUAAAGAAUGAAUGGGGUUUCACCAGAUAUCCAAUUGUUCCUGGGCAUGAAAUAGUGGGUAUAGUCACCGAAAUUGGGAACAAUGUGAAAAAAUUCGAAGCUGGUCAGCGAGUGGGUGUGGGUGUGAUGGUAGGAUCCUGUGAGAAAUGCGAAUCUUGCGAACAAGAUUUAGAAAAUUACUGUCCUCGUAUGGUUUUCACCUACAAUGCUAUGGAUAAAGACGGGAGCAGGACUUAUGGAGGUUACUCGGAUGUAAUUGUUGUUAAUCAGCGCUUUGUACUUAGCAUCCCCGACAAUCUACCUAGUGAUGCAACUGCACCUCUUUUGUGUGCUGGGAUCACAGUGUACAGUUCGAUAAAGUAUUAUGGAAUGGCUGUGCCCGGAAAGCAUUUAGGGGUGUGUGGUUUAGGUGGUCUUGGACAUGUUGCUGUCAAGUUCGGGAAAGCGUUUGGACUUAAGGUUACUGUGAUUAGUACUUCUCCAAAGAAAGAAGACGAAGCGAUUAAUCGACUUGGUGCAGAUUGUUUCCUUGUUAGUACUGAUGCUGCGAAAAUGAAGGCUGGAAUGGGGACUAUGGACUUCAUUAUAGACACCAUAUCUGCAGUUCAUUCUUUAGGUCCACUGCUUGGUUUACUCAAGGUGAAUGGAAAGCUCGUUACUGUUGGCCUUCCUAACAAUCCUCUCGAGCUUCCUAUCUUCCCCUUGGUCCUUGGUCGAAAGCUAGUAGGAGGAAGUGACAUUGGAGGGAUGAAGGAAACACAAGAGAUGCUAAAUUUCUGCGGCGAACAUAACAUCACCGCGGAAAUAGAACUCAUCAAAAUGGACGACAUAAACACAGCCAUGGAACGUCUAGCGAAAUUAGAUGUACGCUACCGUUUCGUCAUUGACAUCGCCAAUUCACUAUCAUCUACAAGCAAAAUCUGAUCAACUUUACCAUAAAUUCACUAUCAUCUAGUAGCAAGUUGCAAAAUGUUGGUAAACUACAACUUUGACAAUCUAAGCUGACUUAUAAUGCAUGAACUUUGCUUGAUGUUGUGUUUAUGCUAAAUUGAACUAUAUUUGACUAAGUUCAACUAGUUUUUCAACGUCGGAAUAUGAUGGGAUAUACUUCCUCCGUUCCAUUUUAGUUGCUACAUUUGCAUGGGCACGGGUAUUAAGAAAAGUGAUUGACUUACACUGUAGCUGAUUGUUUACUUUAUAGAGUAUAGUAUUUUAUUAUUGUUAAUUGAAAAAGAAAAAGGAAAAAUAGAUUGUUAGGUUACUUUAUAGAGUAUAAUAUAGUUUUUAUUAUAGAGUAUAGAGUAUAGAGUAAGAUAAAAAUAAGAGUAGGUAGAACUUUAAAUGAUUGUUUUAUUACUAAAAAAAGGAAAUGUAGCAAGUAAUAUGAAAUUGCCAAAAAUAGAAAAUGUAGCAAGUAUUAUGGAACGGAAGAAGUAUUUUUUAUGGUCCUGAAAGUAAGAGUUAGUGAUGUCUAUGUCUAGUGUCUAGUCUUCAAUUGUCAAUUUGGUCUAUAUAUUUUUCGUAAUUGCUUAAGUAAUACAGAAAAGGAAGUGUGGAGUGUGGUCCUAUAUUUGCCCUACAAUCCAACAUUCAUC